CGUCGCCGCCGCGCCCGGCGUCGAGUUCCGCUUCCGUCCGCCUCGUUGCCGGCAGCCGCCACCGAGCCCGGGAAAGGCGCGCGUGCUCUCGGGACGCUUCCGCUUCCGAAGGAAAAUCGGAGUCGUCCGCGCCCGCCCUCCGCUCUCCGAGCCGGCCCGGCCCCUCGGGAGAGAGACUGCUCCGCCGGUUUUUCUCAGCCGUCUCCGGGGUGGCUGACGGGGGCUCUUCUUCCUCAGAUGCGGCGGCGGAGCCCAUGAGGAUGGAGGCCCGGGACGCGGCGCGGGCCAACCACGGCUCCGUGUUCAAGGCCUUUCCCCUGCCCUCGAGAGCCGGCCUGCGGGAUCCGCUCUCCCAGCCGGACAGCAAGUUUUUACCCAACAAGAUCAGCGGUUUCGCUUGCCCCGCUGGAAAUGCAUCCUGCGCUCUCAAUUACAGCCCAGAAGUCCCCUGCCCCGAGAGCUACCGGGCAGUGGGGGAGCCUCGAGCCUUUGGCUCCAGCGCCAACGGGCAGUGGAGGGGCUUGAUUCCCCCUCUGGGCUCUGUGCCACAGAAGCCGAGGGUGAGCCGAGGCUCUUACCUUGAAGCUCGCAAAAACCCCAGUGGGACGUCCAACAGUUUUGUAGGAAAAUCAAACCACCAUUGCCAUGCAUCAGCUUUUCCAAUCAAACCCGCUCAGAGUCCUUCCUGGAGUGGUCCAUGUCGCCGCAGCCUGCUUAGCCCCAAGAAGACUCCCCGACGGUUCAUCAGCACGGCGGAAGAGACUGUUCGAGAGGAAGAGCGAGAGAUCUACAGGCAGUUGCUUCAGAUGGUCACAGGAAAACAAUUUUCCACGUCCAAGUCCUCUUCAUUAUUCCCCUUUCAUCUGUCCAGGUGUUCAAAUUCCAGCAAAACCAUAGUGAAAGAAACUCCCAGCAAGAACUCAAAGCUGUUUGAAGCUCACAGCGUUGCACCAGCCAGUUCAGCGACCAGCAUUCUCAGAGCACAGGAGCAGCCGUCACACAAACCGUCUCUCUACUCCACCCCCAGCUAUCCCUCCAAUAUCUUUGAGUCCAGUAACUCCACAGCCCAGCAUCAGCAAGAAAAUCUACCAGCAUCUAACGCACAAUCUGAAGGGUCGGACUCUGUCAUUUUGCUCAAGGUAAAGGAUUCCAGAACGCCAGCACCAAGCCUCCCAUUCUUCCAGGCAGAACUGUGGAUCAAAGAACUGACCAGCGUCUAUGACUCACGAGCUCGGGAGAGGUGGCGGCAAAUUGAAGAGCAGAAAGCACUGGCCUUGCAGCUGCAAAGCCAGCGGCUGCAGGAACAAGAACACUCAGUGCAGGAUCUGGUGGAUUUAAAUCUUCGAGUACCCCUUGAGAAGGAAAUCCCUGUCACGGUGGUCCCAGAAGAGAAAGAAGAUGCUAAGUCAGCUGACGGUGAAGAGGAGUUCCCUGAAAUCACUGAGGAAAUGGAAAAAGAAAUAAAGAACGUAUUCCGAGGUGGGAACCAGGAUGAGGUCCUCAGUGAAGCUUUUCGGUUAACAAUCACUCGAAAAGACAUUCAGACCCUCAAUAAUCUGAACUGGCUCAAUGAUGAGAUAAUUAAUUUCUACAUGAAUUUGCUGAUGGAGCGGAGCAAAGAGAAGGGUUUGCCGGCAGUUCAUGCGUUCAAUACUUUCUUCUUUACCAAAUUAAAAACAGCAGGGUACCAAGCUGUGAAACGGUGGACUAAAAAAGUGGAUAUCUUCUCUGUGGAUCUCCUCUUGGUGCCUAUUCAUCUGGGAGUGCACUGGUGCCUAGCAGUUGUAGACUUCAGGAAAAAAACCAUCACCUAUUAUGACUCCAUGGGUGGAAUAAACAGCGAAGCCUGCAGGAUACUGUUGCAAUACUUAAAACAGGAAAGUCUUGACAAGAAAAGGAAAGAGUUUGACACUAAUGGCUGGUCAUUGCUGAGUAAGAAGAGUCAGGAGAUCCCACAGCAGAUGAAUGGCAGUGACUGCGGGAUGUUUGCCUGCAAAUACGCUGACUGCAUUACCAAAGACAAGCCUAUCAACUUCACUCAGGUAAACCCCACCCUGGCAUGCCCCUUUUCUUGGGGAGAGACAGGCAUGUGGCACUUACUUGUGCAUAUUCUGAUUUUUCCAAAUGCCCUUUGCCUCCUUGUCUGUGGGUUUAAAGUGCCCCCAGUGUGCGUGGGGAUUGUACUGCUGCUCCUUGGAGUAGAGCUGACACAAGGCACUGGGGCAAAUUUGUUCCUCUAAAGCCAUCCUGGGGUCUUUUGUUGCACCGAAAUCCAUGCUGUUGUACCCAAAUCCAUGGGGCAUGUCACCAAUGCAGCUGGGGAAAGCUCACAAACCCAUAAUGGGACCCACUCACAAUGGUAAUGAAAGUGGGGUGUUGUGGCUGGAAUCCCAGGGAACUUCAGUGUUAACGUUGUCGGCCUCCAUGGAAUAUCCCAUGCGUGAAUAUUUUACUUCUAAUUAUUAGAGAAUAUCAUCAGAGUUACAUUAUUACCUAGAUCUCAUCUGCUGUCCUGUUUUCAAUAAUCAGAAAGUAAAUUUUCCCCCAAGAAAGGCACCACUUAAAAAGCUGCACGCAGGAGAAUGGCUGUUCAAUGCGUGGUCCAGCAGUGAAAGACAUGCUGAUGUAUGUUUUCUCUCUCUUCUCUCUCUUUCCCCCCACCCAAAGCAACACAUGCCCUAUUUCCGGAAGCGAAUGGCCUGGGAAAUCCUUCAUCGCAAGCUGUUAUGAUGAUGUUGCGCCAAAAGCCGCUUCCUUGCGAGAUUGUAUCAGAAGUGCCCAGAUUUGCCCUGCUCAGCAGCCUGAGCUGUGGCAGGCGUGGACCUGCCCAGGGCUUCAGUCAAAGACACAGCAAAUGAACUCUGUAUCAUAUUUUUGAUAAACACCAUUCACGGACCAAUGCGCAAUAGAAAUGUUCAGAAGCACACUUGCCUUUUUUUUUUCCUUUUUUUUUUUUUGUAUUUCAAGACCUAUUUUUACAAGCAAUUUCAGGUGCUGAGACUUGAGGGGGCAGCUUUGGACAUUCAAGGAACUUUUUAUUUUUCUGCUUUCUGCAGCUCUUGCUGCCAGCUUUGCUGAGCUGAUGGCGUGACGCGGGGUGGGGAGGCUGGAUUUCAGGGGAGGGGAAGGCACUUACAUGGUUCUGGAUGCUCUGCGCACUGGGAGAGCUGUAAGUUGAGUGGCCUAUUUGGGGGUGGAUGUAGGGAGGGUUUGCUUGUAGAGGAAUGUUUUUGAUGUGUCCUCUACUCCUGUAUUAUCACCCCUCUGUCCUCAAAGCCAGCAUUUUCUCACCCAUCACAAACUCUGUCCCUGAUCACCUAUCCUAACAUUAUAACCUGGCACGCUUGGUUCUCAGGACAGCCUGGCUGUGGGCUUCGGAGAGCUGGGCAGGGGGCUGGAGGCAGGUCAGGCAUCCCUCGAGGGCGGCAGGCAGGAGCUGGGGGAUCUCUGAAAGUAACUUGUUUGUUAAACGCCACUUUUGCAGAGUCAUUUUUCUUCCCGAGGAAUUGGUCUCCCAGUUCUUUAGCAUCAACCGUUUACGGAAAUUCAGGUACAAAACUGUAGAGUAGAGCUGAUGCGCCAUCGGAUUGUUUUGUAUAUAUUUCCAAAUGUUUUUUUCCGGAGUGACAAAGAACAAAGUCUGCGUGUGCGUUGGGUUUGUUGGUUUUUUUGGGUUUUUUGUUUUCUUUUUUUUUUUUUUUUAUCCUGCCCUGGCUUUGCCUCCUCGCAGGAGCUGGGGCCGCGGCUUCUUGCCACCUUUGUCCUUGUGCGGAGGGCCCCAGCUGAGCGGAAUGAAUUGCUCCUCUCUCUCCGUGAUAUUUUGCACAUGUUUUGCCUGGGGAUGAAGGCUGACGCAAGGUCAAAGGUUGCAUUGAAGGCAGGCACCGUAGUCAACUCGAGAAGUGCUUCCAAAGGUAUCUGCGAGUACGUUCAGCGUGCGACUCCCAGGAGCCUUG
Aquila chrysaetos chrysaetos is the source of this 3956-nucleotide messenger RNA. It is a transcript of the gene SENP1, whose product is annotated as SUMO specific peptidase 1. Lineage: Eukaryota; Metazoa; Chordata; Aves; Accipitriformes; Accipitridae. The transcript has 16 exons. Gene Ontology annotation, biological process: protein desumoylation. The record is from RefSeq and is a predicted model, not a curated record. Gene Ontology annotation, molecular function: deSUMOylase activity. Gene Ontology annotation, cellular component: nucleus. The coding region runs from base 255 to 2240 and encodes 661 amino acids.